UGCAGGGAGUUUGGCCGCUGGAAAGUGAACAGCCUGGCUCAAGAGAGACAGAAUAACAAUGGUCUGGCCCUGCCCCUGGACCCCGAGUUCCUCCAGACCAUCAGGCACCUGGGCAGACGGCCCAGCCUCAGCUCCAUCACAGACAGCAUCAUCAGGAAGUACGGAACACACUUCCUGCUCUCAGCCACCCUGGGGGGUAAGAAUAAUAUAAUAUUUAUUUAUUGGUGUAAUGAUUGGAAGACCUUUUUUCUUUCAACUCAAUCCUCUGUAUGCUGCUGAUGCUCAGCUUCAAAAACACAUACAGUAAAUUCUCUCUUUGCUGUAAAGGUGUUGUAUUGGAUGUGUUGUUCUAUUCCCCGGCCCAGUUCUCAGUGCAUAUUCUGCUCCACUCUGUGCCCCUGUGUGUGUUUAGGGGAGGAGUCGUUAAUGAUCUUUGUGGACAAGCGGAGGUUGAGUAGGAUGGUGGAGGUGAGAGAGGCCAACAGUACGGCCGUGACUCUGGAGGCCCUGCACCAGCUGGCUGCCUCCUACUUCAUUGACAGAGAGAGCACACUUCGCAAGCUGCACCACAUCCAGAUAGCAUCCACAGCCAUCAAGGUACCCCCCCCUAGCUGGGUCCAUUAAUCACUGUGUCAGUCAUUAUUACUGAGUAAGGAGUGUGAUCAGCUGAGUUUGCCCUUUGCACAGCAGGACAUCUUUGUCAGACUCAGCAUUCGGAGUGAUUAGUUUCCAUGUGAGCCUGUGAUUUAUUUACACGUACCUGUGGCAAUGACAGGAUUAUCAUUGAGGAAUUUCCCAUGCAUAGGCACCUUGUAUUAGAGCUGUGUUUCCCAAAUGGCCGUUUUGGACCAGCUGGUGAGCCACUCGUGUCCAAUUUACAUUUCUUUAAGAGUGAUGGUUUAAAACUGGACUGCUAGACUGUUUUGUACAUCUUGAGGCUUGGGGAACCACUUCUAAAGAAUGUGGGGAAGUGGAGAAGGUGUGUGCUAAAAUACAUGUGACAGUCGUCCCUAACACAAUUGUACAGUUCAGCAUUGAUUUUGAACAUGAUCUAAGAUGAGGUAGAGUUAAAAACUCACUUGCAGUUUGAAAGCAUCCAUCCAUUUAUCAUUGACUUAUCCCGGUGCUCUCCCGUCUUGGGCCACCACAGACAGAUAAGGCCCUAUAUUCCUUAAAGUGAAUUGGCAACAGGACACAUCAUGGCUGCGUUGGCAGCGUCCUCGUGGACAAAGUGCUGCUAAAAUAGUCUGAUUGAGAUGAAUGGAGCAGAAGUCAUCUGAGGUGCAUUUGUUUGGGAGGCAGUUUCAGGUGACUGAUGUGAAAUAUUCACAGCAACAGCUGCCUUUAAUUCAGGCCAUGGAUUUUUACUUCACCAAGAUGAAGACGGAUGGCAAAACAAAAGCGUCUCUUAGAAAGAGAGCACCGGACAACGGCUUUAAGAGAACAGAUUUUCAAGAGGAGAAAAGCCUGUCAUCCUGGUAUAAUGUAGGAGCUAUAGCUAUAACACUCCGGGUGCAAAAUAAAGGGAAGGGGAAAAUGAAAAAGAUAAAGAGGGGCGGGGAGGGGAAGUGGUGCCUCUACAAUUACGCAUCAGAGUGAUGAAUCCUCGGUUCUAUUUCAACAAUUUCUUAGAGAGCUUGCCCCAUUUGUCAGCCAUUUUGGGUAUGAGUUAAGGUGUCACACGCUAAUGAAUAGAAGACGUAUGAAGAAUACUGGGGUUCCGCCAUCUGUAAUAAAUGGUGCUUUAACCUACCAGCGAGCAAGGAACACUGACAGGAGACACUAACAGCGCUGGGUGGACAUAAAUCAAAUGGUUAAAGUUUGAUUUACAAUCCAGGUCCGUUUCUACUAAGGUUUAUUACAAUUACCCUGAAAAACAACUAGCCAUCGAUGGGGAGAGGACAGAGGAGUGUUUUUGACCCAAUUUGCUGCCCUGCUACUGCAGUGUUUAGUCAUUCAUGUCCUCUUAUGGUUAAUUUGUAGGAGAAUAACGAGAAAUUUUGAGGCUGAGCUUUGGAAAUCAAGGAAAUCUAGUGAGAAAUGAUGGUAGCGGUCGUUCAUGAUGUAGAACAUAUCUGAUGGGGAUAAAUAAAAAACAAAGCACUCUGUCUUGUUUUAUCCCUUGUGUAUCAAUGAAUUAUUCAUUUCAGACAGAUUUUGUCAUCUUCAUUAUUAUAUUGUUGUGUCCUCUUUGACAUUUUGCGAUGUCCUCCCCUUCAAGAAAAAGACACCCUCAGAUGCAAAAACAAGAGGAAGUUUGUUAUUAAGGUCUUAUAUACUCUGGGGGAACUUUACAAAUUAGAUAAAGGUAUGAGCUGCAGUCGGCUUCGCUUACCCUUUAACCUCUGUCUGGGUCGUCGUCAGUCAAGCUACUAAUUUGCAAGCUGUGAGUAAUCUUAACCUUUAGCCAGCUCUGUUUCCUCUCUCUGCAACAUUGUCUGGCAAGAGCACCAUAAUUAUUAAGCUCUGAGAGAAGGGAAGAGGGACACUAAUUUGUUCCUAAUCAAAAGGAGUCUCUCUCUCAGCCCCAUCCAAGUUGGUGAAACAGACUCCCAUCUAAAACAAUAUAUCAUAGUUUCCCUUGCCACAGUAUUAACUCCUACUUUCUUCUCUUAAAGGUCCCCUGCUACUCCCCUGCGGAUUUCAAUGAGCCUCCAUUUAUUUAGGGGGAACAAAUAUCAUCUCAUGCUAGUUUAUUUUUUCUUCAAGUCGAUAAGCUGAUCCCCAGCUCUGGUUGACAUCGUAGUGUAAGCCAGUGCAACAAAGUGAUUUUAAAACAUCUUGCCGGAAUCCUCAAAGACUGUCUAAACACGCGUAAACACAUCUAGGAUGUAAAUGGGGAUAUGCGGCAUCGACUAAGGCUAUGCCUAGUGAUUAAAAACAGGCUGAUUCUCUGUGGUGCCGUGAAAAAAGCAAUUUCCAAAGAAGCGCCGGUCCCAAACAUUAAUGGCAUUCCAUACUUUUUUAACAGGUUGUUGAAUAGGCCUCUUAAUACCCAUUAUUAUUUAAAUAUCUGACACCUGGGGCUCACUUACUGUCAUUUUAUGUAUUUUAUUAUGCUUUUGUGGAAUUAUUCAUAGGUGGAUUUAACAAAAGGCAUGAUCUUCAUCAGUUUCCAUGCCUCUGCCUUAGUGGUAUCAUGAUAAUAUUAAUAACGCUUUAGAAAAUAAUUGAGCUUCCUCGUCAAUUGAGGCAUUGCACCAUGCAUAUAAAAGUAUACAAGGGUUGUUACUGCAUUGCUUUGGAGCACUUGUGAUAUGCUUAUCUUUUCUCCAUUCUCGCUUAAAACCAUUAGCUAUUCCCAAACACUAAACACUAGCAAGACCUUUAAACAAUUCCCAAGUGGCAGAUUCUUUGGUUGAGGCAGGGGACUCCGGUCCCUGCCUUAAUCAGAGGAAGCAUCCAUAGUUUGAGUGAGUGAGUGCUGGUCCCUUAUAUCAGGUCUCGUGUGGCUCAGUUGGUAGAGCAUUGUGCUUGCAACGCCAGGGUUGUGGGUUCGAUUCCCACUAGGGACCAGUACAAAGAAAAAAGAAUAGUAGAAAAAAAUAUGCUGUCACUACUAGUAGUUGUUUUGGAUAAGAGUGUCUGCUGAAUUACUUAAAUGUAAAAUAUGAUGAUGCAUACCAGACACGUAAAAAAAAAAAAAACACGUCUCAAUCACAUCACAUAACCAAGUAACACAAACUGCCUAUUCAAGGAGAGCCUUUAAGAGCAAUCACCAGACCCAUUAAAUGCUGCUGUUAGAAUUUCUGAUAGUCAGCACUCGAUUAUGGCAUAUUAAUACAACCCUCACUCGCUCUCUCCCCAACUCAUUUACAUUUUUCUAUCUACCAAAGUCCCCAUAAGUUACUGAACAUACUUUUAUACAAACAACUGUUAAGAGUAUUUUUUUUUUCUAAAUCCAUUUCUUAUAGAAAGGACUAAGUGUGCAUAUGCUUGGCUUCGCUUGGUCCUUGUUGCAGAUGGUCUCAUUGCUAUGCAUAGAAAACCCAGAUUUAAAUUUAAAAAUGUCCCUUUAAGUCGGACAUCUGUCUGUGUUAGAAAUUAAUCUGCCCACCCCUCUAGACAUUUCUCGGAUUUUAAUUAUUUGCGUCGAAACAUCACAAAAAAAAAAAUGGAAAUGCCGUCGAUAGGCCUGCUGAAGUUGUGGUUUUCUCUCUCUUUUUCACCUACCCACCAACCCUCUCUCUUUCCCCCCCUCCCUCUCCAUUUCAAAGUAACUCAGACCUCAAUGUUGAAUGAAAAUGAAAAAUAAUAUUAUGUGAUUAUCCUAUAAUGAAUCACUGAUGCUUAUAUAAUGAAGGUUGGUCAUGGUUCUGGUGUCUUAAUGCUUUGAAUGCACACCUUUUGAUACAGUUCAGUUUUUGUUCUUCUUCUUUUUCUUUAUUGUGUCUCACCCUUCACUCUGUUUUCCCAGUGACCUUAAAGUAGGUGUCAAAGAAUGCUAACUUUUCUGCCCACAGAGGGAAAGGAAAAGUGUCCCAUUUCUUCUGGAUGUAGAACCAUAGUUCCUCAUUAAUCUACACUGGUGAUGUGGUUACUUUUAUCGGCCCUUUGGGGAAAUAUUAAAAGAAGGAGCCACUGUGGCAUUAGGGGAGAAUAACUUGCAAGUGACGAGGAGGGAGAUGGAUAGGCCCGCAGGCUGCCAGUUUGUCUUGGAAGGGUGGCAGAGAAACCUUGAUAUACGGGAGCUUUAAAUCAUCCUUUUGUCAAGGAUGAUUGAGCUGUGAUUGUGAAUGAUCUAACCACUCACUCAGAGGAGAACAGAGAUCCCCGUGUCUUUCUGAUUUGUCAGCGUGAAUCUAGUGAUAUGUAUGUGAGGCUUGCAUGUAACUGCAUCUUUCAAGACUUAAAGCAAAAUUGGAAGGAGUUAUUCUUUUUUAUUUUUUGUUACUUUUUCUUCAUACGUAGUUCUUUCUUUUACUUUUUUGCAGACUCCACAUUCUUCUCUCCCCUGUGUCAGAUGACAGGGCUUUUGGGUUGCAUUGCUACUGUAUGUCAUCACUUUCUCUGCAUAGACAAGAAACCCACUCUCACCCUUAAGCUUCUUCAUGUACCAUACUUUUUGGAUAUAACAUCAUGUGGCCUAUGAGCAGAGUAUACUGAAUAGUAAAUAUGUCUAAAUGCAUAACCUUGGUGUUGCAUCAUACACCAAAUAACUAAACUACUGUAUCUAGACUACUUGUAAUGUUUGUCGAUGUGAACAUUUAAACGUGUCUCAAUAAGGUGUAAAAUAUUUAGUCCUGUGGAAGUACAGAUGGUAGGAAGUGAGUGAGUGUACUAUUGUUGUUGUUAAUCUCAUUCCACAUGACAUUCAGCUCUGCAUCCCUACAUUUUUUAUGACUUUAGUGGCUCUCUCUCACAGUGUAGUGGAGUAUUGCCAUGUGCCUCUUUCUUUCCCGUUAGGUGACCGAAACCAGGACAGGCCCUCUUGGAUGCAGUAACUAUGACAACCUGGACUCAGUCAGCUCUGUUCUGGUUCAGAGCCCUGAAAACAAGAUUCAUCUGCAAGGUCGGCCAUCCAUAAUUGAACCCACCCAGACGUUCUGAUGGAAUUGUCACAGUUUAUAUUCUCUGCCAAGCGUUAGACAAGAGGCACCAGAGUGUCAGAAGGAAUAUAGCUUCAAUCCGUCUUUGUCUGCCAUUGGAAACCGAACCCCUGGAUUCCUAAGUGAAUCACAGGGAUUUGUAGACAUGUAUGAACAAGCCAGUGGAAAUGUAUCUAUAAAGUGACCAGAGAGUACCUCCUCUUCUGUCCUAUAGUAACUUACAGUAGAAAGGCUAUAGUUACUACAGUAUUUGAGUCUAGUUUACAUUAUUACAGUAAUUUGUCUUGUAGUUUAGCCAGUAUUGUCAUAUAUAAACUGUACCAUAUCCUCUCCUCUGUCCUCUCCCCAGGUCUCCAGGCCAUCCUACCAGAGUACCUGAGGGCCAGGUUCGUCCAGGCGGCUCUGAGCUACAUCGGCUGUAACGAGGAGGGUCAGUUUGUGUGCCGGGACAAUGACUGUUGGUGCCGCUGCAGUCCAGGCUUCCCCCAGUGUAACUGCCCCGACGUGGACCUGAGGGCCAUGGAGGCCAGCCUACUGCACAUCAGGGACACCUGGAACAUGGCCAACCAGGACUUUGAGGAGUCGGGUAUGGAAGUAUGACAUUGACAAUACACUCACAGAGGCGUAUAUAGAGAGUUUGUAACAUUGAAGAUACUUGCACAAAUGUACUGCUAUGUCAAAUCAAAUCAAAUUUUAUUUGUCACAUGCGGCGAAUGUAACAAGUGUAGACCUUACCGUGAAAUGCUUACUUACAAGCCCUUAACCAACAAUGCAGUUCAAGAAAUAGAGUUAAGAAAAUAUUUACUAAAUAAACUCAAGUAUAAAAUGAAAAGUAACACAAUAAAAUAACAAUAACGAGGCUAUAUACAGGGGGUACGGGAUAGAGUCAAUGUGCGGGGGUACAGGUUAGUCGAGGUAAUUUGUACAUGUAGGUAGGGGUAAAGUGACUAUGCAUGGAUAAUAAACAGCGAGUAGCAGCAGUGUAAUAACGAAGGGCGGGGUGUCAAUGUAAAUAGUCCGGGUGGCCAUUUGAUUAAUUGUUCAGCAGUCUUAUGGCUUGGGGGUAGAAGCUGUUAAGGAGCCUUUUGGACCUAGACUUGGUGCGGUAGCAGAGAGAACAGUCUAUGACUUGGGGGACUGGAGUCUUUGACAAUUUUUUGGCCCUUCCUCUGACACCGCCUAGUUUAUAGGUCCUGGAUGGCAGGAAGCUUGGCCCCAGUGAUGUACUGCGCCGGUACUGGGCCGUACGCACUACCCUCUGUAGCGCCUUACGGUCGGAUGCCUAGCAGUUGCCAUACCAGGCGGUGAUGCAACCGGUCAGGAUGCUCUCGAUGGUGCAGCUGUAGAACUUUUUGAGGAUCUGGGGACCCAUGCUAAAUCUUUUCAGUCUUCUGAGGUAUGCCACAGAACCUUACACAACACGGAAAUCAGUGUGACGUCUGCUGUCUAUGGGUUCACAUGUACAGUACCAAUCAAAAGUUUAUUUUUUACUAUUUUCUACAUUGUAGAAUAAUAGUGAAGACAUCAAAACUAUGAAAUAACACAUACAAAAUCAUGUAGUAAUCAAAAAAGUAUAAAUAUCUCAACCAGCUUCACCUGGAAUGCUUUUCCAACAGUCUUGAAGGAGUUCCUACAUAUGCUGAGCACUUGUUGGCUGCUUUUCCUUCACUCUGCGGUCCGACUCAUCCCAAACCAUCUCAAUAGGGUUGAGGUCGGGGGAUUGUGGAGGCCAGGUCAUCUGAUGCAACACUCCAUCACUCUCCUUCUUGGUCAAAUAGCCCUAACACAGCCUGGAGGUGUAUUGGGUCAUUGUCCUGUUGAAAAACAAAUGAUAGUCCAAAUAAGCCCAAACCAGAUGGAAUGGCGUAUCUCUGCAGAAUGCUGUCGUAGCCAUGCUGGUUAAGUGUGCUUUGAAUUCUAAAUAAAUCACAGACAGUGUCACCAGCAAAGCACCCCCACACCAUCACACCUCCUACUCUAUGCUUUACGGUGUCUCACAAAGACACAGCGAUUGGAACCAAAAUUCUCCAAUUUGGACUCCAGAAUAAAAUAACAAAUUUCCACCGGUCUAAUGUCCAUUGCUCAUGUUUCUUGGCCCAAGCAGGUCUCUUCUUAUUAUUGGUGUCCUUUAGUAGUGGUUUCUUUCCAGCAAUUCGACCAUGAAGGCCUGAUUCACACAGUCUCCUCUGAACAGUUGAUGUUGACAUGUGUCUGUUACUAGAACUCUGUGAAGCAUUUAUUUGGGCUGCAAUUUCUGAGGCUGGUAACUCUAAUGAAAUAAUCUUCUGCAGCAGAUGUAUCUCUGGGUCUUCCAUUCCUGUGGCGGUCCUCAUGAGAGCCAGUUUGAUCAUAGCGCUUAAUGGUUUUUGUGACUGCACUUGAAGAAACGUUCAAAGUUCUUGAUAUUUUCCGUAUUGACUGACCUUCAUGUCUUAAAGUAAUGAUGGACUGUCAUUUCUCUUUGCCUAUUUGAGCUGUUCUUGCCAUAAUAUGGACUUGGUUUUUUACCAAAUAGGGCUAUCUUCUGUAUACCCCCUACCUUGUCACAACACAACUGAUUGGCUCAAACACAUUAAGAAGGAAAGAUAUUCCACAAAUUAACUUUUAAAGAGGCACACCUGUUAAUUACAUUUACAUUACAUUUUAGUCAUUUAGCAGACGCUCUUAUCCAGAGCGACUUACAGUUAGUGAGUGCAUAUAUUAUUUUUUUAUUUUCUUCAUACUGGCCCCCUGUGGGAAUCGAACCCACAACCCUGGGGUUGCAAACGCCAUGCUCUACCAACUGAGCUACAUCCCUGCUGGCCAUUCCCUCCCCUACCCUGGACGACACUGGGCCAAUUGUGCACUGCCCCAUGGGUCUCCCGGUCGCGGCCAGCUACGACAGAGCCUGGAUUUGAACCAGGAUCUCUAGUGGCACAGCUAGCACUGUGAUGCAGUGCCUUAGACCACUGUGCCACUCGGUAAUUGAAAUGCAUUCCAGGUGACUACCUCAUGAAGCUGGUUGAGAGAAUGCCAAUAGUGUGCAAAGCUGUCAUCAAGGCAAAGGGUGGCUACUUUGAAGAAUCUAGCAUAUUUAUAUAAAUAUUUAUCUAUUAUUCUACAAUGUAAAGAUUUUUACAAAUAAAGAAGAACCCUUGAAUGAGUUGGUGUGUCCAAACUUUUGACUGGUAGUGCAUAUUUAGAGGCUGAAUUAUUCAUAUUAAAUGUCAGGCCACUCUUGAGAAGUCUGUAAACAUAUACAGUGCCUCCAGAAAGUAUUCACACCCCUUGACUUUUUCCACAUUUUGUUGUUUUACAGCCUGAAUCUAAAAUGGAUUAAAUUGAAAUUUGCUGACACUGGCUUACACACAAUACCCCAUAAUGUCAAAGUACAAAUUAAUUAAAAGUGAAAAGCUAAAAUGUAUUGAAUCAAUAAGUAUUCAACCCAUUUGUUAUGGCAAGCGUAAAUAAGUUCAGGAGUAAACAUUUGCUUAACAAGUCCAAUAAUAAGUUGCAUGGACUCUGUGUGCAAUGAUAGUGUUUUUUGAAUACCUCAAUUCUGUACCCCACACAUAAAUAUCUGUAAGGUCCCUCAGUCGACCAGUGAAUUUCAAACACAGAUUCAACCACAAAGACCAGGGAGGUUUUCCAAUGCCUCACAAAAAGGGCAGACAUUGAAUAUCCCUUGACUAUGGUGAAGUUGCUUUUCUACACCCAGUCACUACAAAGAUACAGGCGUCCUUCCUAACUCAUUUGCCGUAGAGGAAGGAAACUGCUCAAGGAUUUCACAAUGAGGCCAAUGGUGACAGUUACAGAUUUUAAUGGCUGUGAAAGGAGAAAUAUUAGGAUGGAUUAACAACAUAGUAGUUACUGCACAAUACUAACCUAAUUGACAGAGUGAAAAGAAGGAAGCCUGUACAUAAUAAAAAAUAUUCCAAAACAUGCAUCCUGUUUGCAAUAAGGCACUAAAGUAAAAUGUCAAAAAAUGUGGCAAAGAAAUUAACUUAAUGUCCUGAAUACAAAGUGUUCUGUUUGGGGCAAAUCCAACACAACACAUCACUGAGCACCACUCUUCAUAUUUUAAAGCAUGGUGGUGGCUGCAUGGCUGCAUCAUGUUAUGGAUAUGCUUGUCAUCGGCAAGGACUAGGGAGUUUUGUAGGAUAAAAAUAAACAGAAUAGAGCUAAGCACAGGCAAAACCCUAGAGGAAAACCUGGUUCAGUCUGUUUUCCAACAGACACUGGGAGACAAAUUCACCUUUCAACAGGACAUUAACCAAAAUACAAGGCCAAAUAUACACUGGAGUUACUUACCAAGGUGACAUUGAAUGUUCCUGAGUGGCCUAGUUACAUGUUUUACUUACAUUUGCUUGAAUAUCUAUGGCAAGACUUGAAAAUGGCUGUCUAGCAAUGAUCAACAACCAACUUGACAGAGCUUGAAUAAUUUUUUAAAGAAUAAUGUGCAAAUAUUGUACAGUCCAGGUGUGCAAAGCUCUUAGAGACUUACCCAGAAAGACUCACAGUCAUAAUCGCUGCAAAAGGUGAUUCGAACAUGUAUUGACUCAGGGUUGUGAAUACUUAUGUAAAUGAAAUAUUUCUGUAUUUCAUUUUCAAUAAAUUUCUAAAAACAUGUUUUCACUUUGUCAUUAUGGGGUAUUGUGUGUAGACGGGUGAGGAAAAAAAUAUAUUUAAUCAAUUUUGAAUUCAGGCUGUAAUACAACAUAAGUCAAGGGGUAUGAAUACUUUCUGAAGGCACUGUAUGUUUAAUUCACAUGGCCCAUGCGAGGGACUAAACCCACAACCUUGAUGUUGGCAGCAUUAUAGUGUAACUGUCUGAGCCAGUUGGACCAAUUAUACCCUCCACACCAUCUGCCCUGCUGCUUUGUUGAUGUGAGGUGUUUCAUUUGCCCUGGUUCAGUACCUGUAGUUCUGCAGUGGUUCGUCUCAGAGCAGAGCUGUGGGAAGGCAUUAAGAGGGAAGCAUUGUUACCUAGCUGUUUUCAGCCGCUGACAAGAUAAUAAUGGUGGGAAGAGGCCUGACUUUCAGGGAUGAGGUGUCAUUGUCGUUGCAGUGAAAUAGCGUUCCUUUCUUGGCAGGAACGGACAGUUUUUUUCUCUCUCUCUCUCUGGUUGUGUCCCGGGAAUGGUGCCAGCCUAAGCAGGUUUACUCAGGGUGCAAUGAAGCACUCUAAUUCAUCUGAAUACAACAGCUGGAGGCUGAUGAUUUAAAACAUGUAAACAUCCUUUACCAAGCACAUCAUGGAAUCUAAUGGCCGUAAAGACAUUACUAUGUUUUCUUCUAAUUGCAAUCUGAGAUCUCUCUCCUAAUAUAACGCUGGUUUAUCAAAAAUUCUGUUGUGUUAGUGUAAUUCAUUUCACAGCAGUACAUAUUACACCAUGGCUAAUCACUCUGAGAGCGAAUGACGAUUGUAAUCAGAUAUAAUCAACAUCACUGUUAAUUGUAAAUAUCACUGUCACUUUCUCAUUACAGAUUAGGUUGAAUAUAUUUUUCAGAAUUGAAUUCUAUCAUGAAAGUAUAUAUUAAUAGAUUUUUGUUCAUUCCUGCGAUGCCCCCUUUCACUCGUUAAACCUGACACUUACCCUGAAGCAAAGUAAUAUUUUUUGCUGCUUUUCUGUUUGGCUGUUGUGCCUCUACACAUGAGCUUGCUCUGCCAGGAGCUGGCUGGGGUCUUGGUAUUUCAAACAGAGACACAGACCCACAUUUAGUUCUGCCUCUUUCUAUUAACAUAUGCGUCACACAGUAUCACUUCCAUUCUCCCCCAUGGCGGCCCGGCAAACCAAGUCCCAUGUGCUCUCUCUAAAGUGAUCCCUUAAUGUCGUCUGACUUUAUCAGCCAAAAUGAACAGAAUCAUAUAAAUAAAUAAAUAAAUAAGCGGAGCAGAACGACGAGGGGCCAUUAAACCUCUCCACACUUGUCUGCCUUUCAGAGGAGUUCCAGAACUUUUUGCGGAGACUCCCGACGUUCUACGCCCUCAACACAUCUGCCAUCCAGUACUUCUGGAAGAUGGAGCCGGCCGUCCACCAGCGCUACAGACAGCUGGAGCUCAGCAGCAGACAGCUCAUCGCCAAAUCCAGACGAAUUGUCAAAAAACUCUUCACCCUCAGCAAGAGGUGUCGGACACAGCCUAAAGUCAUUGUGCUGAGAGAGAGG
Coregonus sp. 'balchen' is the source of this 11696-nucleotide messenger RNA. The record is from the annotation of a GenBank genome assembly. Lineage: Eukaryota; Metazoa; Chordata; Actinopteri; Salmoniformes; Salmonidae.